AUUUUUCUUAAGGUUUCAUCCUUAGGGAAAUGGUGAAAGCUUAUGGCUGAAUUGAACUUCCCUGACAUCGCGCAUUGAGGUACGAAAAUCACUGUUUGGAUGAUCCCGCUUCUGGUAUUUGUGUCUUGAAAAAGACUAUUUAUUUAUUUAUUUAUCUACGAACUAAUCAAAUAAAACGAGCUCAAAGAACGUGCUUCGCGUUACUACUGUUAUGACACCCACGUUCUGCGGAAAGGCGGAAGUGCGCUGACCCGUUUUCCGGUUUGGUCACGUGACGUUCCGCAUAACCCCUAUACACAACAUAUAGGGAACACUUGGGCUCUCUGGAUGUCAGGAAACCCUUUCAUCACCAUAUGAGAAGAACAGCUGUGUGGGCGAUGACGAACAUUCUGCGCGACAAAACACAUGGGCCACUCUGGCUUACGUCAUACACGUAACAAUCAUGGUUGCUCUCGGAUUUUGUGGAGCGUGGUUUCUUUUUAUCUGCGACAAGAAGCUCGUAGCAAUUCACACCAAAGAGACCAGAGAACCAUUUGUGUUUGACUGCAGCACUGCUGAGAAGAAGCCAAAGGAUACAAAGGACGAUAACAGUGAUGGCGGUGCCUCACAGGAAGCAGGAACUGACAAAAUCCUUGGCUUUACCGUGUCUCCCUCUGGAAAGCUGGCGGCACUGACUGAUGACACCAAGAGACUGGUUCUGUUUCACUGUGAGCCUUCAUGGCAGUGCAUCAGCAUCAGGUGGGUAGUGAGGAGGUGCACAUCCCUAGUGUUCACUCAGGCCGAGGACCAGCUGCUGGUGGCUGACAAAUCAGGAGAUGUGUAUUCCUUCUCAGUGGUGGAGCCACAGAGGGAGGGCGAGCAGAAGAUGGGCCACCUGUCCCUGUUGCUAGCGAUAACCAUGUCGCUGGAUGACAAGUACAUCAUCACAGCUGACCGUGAUGAGAAGAUCAGAGUGAGCCACCUUAGGUGUCCGUACAACAUCCAGUCCUUCUGUCUGGGACAUCAACAGUUCGUCAGUGCCUUGCUGGUCCCAUCAGGCCAUCCACACUGUCUGCUGUCUGGGUCAGGGGACGGGACUGUGAAACUGUGGGAGUACGAGUCCGGCCGCAGGCUGCAGAGCUGGGACCUAAGAGAGCUUGAAGAGAUGCCUAGCUCCGAGGCUGACAAAGAGAAGAAGCCAACUGUGUGCCGUAUCGCCAGCUCCCCUGACUCUCACCUCAUAGCUGUGCAGUGUGAAAGAUUGUCAGCAGUUCAGUUUUUCACUCUGGAGCGGGAGGGUGAAGAGAAGCUCAAGCCACACAGCAGGCUCUCCCUGCCCCACUGCCCCCUGGACGUGACCUUUGACCAAGAAGGCCGACUCUGGGUGCUGAUGGACUCCAGCGAUGCACCGCUCCAAAUCUACACACACAGACAAGACUCUUGGGAGUAUGAUGCUGAUUGCCCCAAACUCAACACGGUGGUUGAAGCCUUCAAGCCACACUGGGAGACACUGGAAGCCUCCACAAGGACCGGCACUAGCUUUGAGCACCUGUACAAGGUGAGCUUUGACAACGUGACAACCUACCUACAGAAGAAGCAGCAGAGACUGGACGAGCAGCGGCUGAAGAGGACGAUGGCACAGAAAGUGAACAGCAAUAAGAAGGCCAAGAAGGAGACUGGAAGUCAGUUGUCUACCUGAACUUUAAAAUGAGCACUGUUACUUCCUUUUCUUUAGUUUUGAAUGAUGAAUCUGAGUUGAAUGUGUGCAUUGCUGAGGCAGGUGUCUGUUCACUUUGCCUGUGUAGAGGGAUUUUUAUGUUUGACUUAAAAAUAAACAAUGCCAUGAACAUUAACUUCUGUUU
Molecule: messenger RNA, 1841 nt
Organism: Monopterus albus (swamp eel)
Lineage: Eukaryota; Metazoa; Chordata; Actinopteri; Synbranchiformes; Synbranchidae
Gene: wdr4
Product: WD repeat domain 4
Exons: 12
Coding region: 443-1678 (411 amino acids)
Biological process (GO): tRNA modification; RNA (guanine-N7)-methylation
Cellular component (GO): cytosol; tRNA methyltransferase complex; nucleus
Molecular function (GO): protein binding
Source: RefSeq, a predicted model, not a curated record